Clarias gariepinus (North African catfish) is the source of this 4347-nucleotide messenger RNA. It is a transcript of the gene drd5a, whose product is annotated as dopamine receptor D5a. Gene Ontology annotation, cellular component: plasma membrane. Lineage: Eukaryota; Metazoa; Chordata; Actinopteri; Siluriformes; Clariidae. Bases 138 to 1502 code for a protein of 454 amino acids. The record is from RefSeq and is a predicted model, not a curated record. The transcript has a single exon. Gene Ontology annotation, molecular function: dopamine neurotransmitter receptor activity; G protein-coupled receptor activity. Gene Ontology annotation, biological process: adenylate cyclase-activating adrenergic receptor signaling pathway.
UUUAUUUUUUACUUCAGUAUGGCACGUUCCGCCGCCGUGCCUCACGCGUGCGUGCUGCUCUCCGGUAGCGGAACAGAUGCGCUGCCGUCACCGCGCCCGCUUCACGCGCGCACCUGACACCACCGUCCGCCGUGAGCAUGCGGAACCGCAGCGAGCCGGAGGAGGAGGAAAACGGCGACGACGCCCGCCGCGAUCUGGCGCUGCGCGUGCUGACCGGGUGCGCGCUCUCCGCGCUCGUGCUAUGCACGCUCUUCGGCAACGUGCUGGUGUGCGCGGCCGUGCUGCGCUUCCGCCACCUGCGCUCCAAGGUCACCAACACGUUCAUCGUGUCUCUCGCCGUGUCCGACCUCCUCGUGGCCGUGCUCGUGAUGCCGUGGAAAGCCGUGGCGGAAGUUGCGGGGUUUUGGCCGUUCGGCGCGUUCUGUGACAUCUGGGUCACCUUUGACAUCAUGUGCUCCACGGCGUCCAUCUUCAACCUGUGCGUGAUCAGCGUGGACAGGUACUGGGCCAUCUCCAGCCCGUUCCGAUACGAGCGCAAGAUGACCCAGCGCGCCGCGUUUGUCAUGAUCGGCGUCACGUGGACUCUGUCCGUGCUCAUCUCGUUCAUACCGAUACAGCUGAACUGGCACAAAGCCAGCACCGGAGCUGAAAUCCUGCGGGGGUUUAACGGCACCGGCACCACAGCGCGCGCACUCACGGACGCGGAGCAAAACAACUGCGACUCGAGUUUAAACCGGGAGUACGCCAUCUCCUCGUCGCUCGUGAGCUUCUACAUCCCCGUAGCGAUCAUGAUCGUGACCUACACUCGCAUCUACCGCAUCGCACAGAUGCAGAUAGGCAGAAUCGCGUCUCUGGAGCGCGCCGCGGAGCACGCGCAGAGCUGCAGGAGCGGCAGCCGCGCGCUCGUGUGCCAGCACCAGCACCAACAGCAGCAGCACAGCACGCUGAAAACCUCCAUCAACCGCGAGACCAAAGUGCUCAAGACCCUGUCCGUAAUAAUGGGCGUGUUCGUGUGCUGCUGGCUUCCGUUCUUCAUCCUCAACUGCAUGGUGCCGUUCUGCUCGAGGCGCCGCGAGAGCAGCGCUGACCGGCGCGCGGGCCUGCCGUGCGUCAGCGAGACCACCUUCGACGUGUUCGUGUGGUUCGGCUGGACGAACUCCUCGCUCAACCCGGUGAUCUACGCGUUCAACGCCGAGUUCCGCAGAGCCUUCGCGAGCCUGCUGGGAUGCAGGCGCCUGUGCGCGCGCACGCCGGUGGAGACCGUGAACAUCAGCAACGAGUUCGUGUCGUACAACCACGACACGCUGGUGCACAAGGAGAUCGCCGACGCGUACGUGAACAUCAUCCCCAACGUGGUGGAGUGCACGGACCACGAGGACACCUUCGACCGAAUCUCGCAGCUCUCGCGCCGCGAGGAAGAGGAGGAAGACGUCGUGGUCACGGACUCGGCGGAAAUCAGCUUGGGCAGACUCACGCCUUUUAGCAGGAACGGAAUCCGCUGAAGUCCCGCGCAACAAGUAGGAGCGAGUUUAAAUACACAGCAAAAUCCGGCACCAAGCAGAAUUCACACCUUCAAUGUCCAACUGUUACAUGUGAAAGUGUUGCAUUUUCAGCUUUUUGUACUCACAAUAAUUCAAAACUUAUUAUUAUUAUUAUUAUUAUUAUUAUAAAUGUUGCUUUUACACACCCUUAAUAAAAAAAAAAUCAAAUUAAUGUUAUAAUUAAUUACUUUAAUUACUGUAGUAUAAUAAAGGGUUCAUUUACAGGUCAUGGAAUUAUACAGUCUGUAAAGCACAUUUACUGUAUAAGUAUGAUCUGUUAUUAUUGCUUAUUAUUUUUUAUUAUUUUAAUUAUUAUUUCAAAGAUAGAAUGCUUAAUCACUUAUGCAAUGUCUGCAUCUGAGCACCAGCUGUGCAUUCAGAGGUGAAUUUAACACAGCAAAUGUAAAUUCAGCAAUAAGCUGUAAGGGUCAGGUUAACUCUGCAGGUAUUAAUUAUAUGCAGAAUCCAUAUAAAGUUUUUGUCAAAACUACAGGACAAAAAACUUAUUCAGCACCACUUUUAAUUAAUGUUAAAAUCAAAAGUUAUUGUUCAUUAGAAUGAGAAUGGUUUAAAGGGUGUAAAUGUUAUAGAGACACUGCAGGUGGUAAUUUCAACACCUAAAAAAUGUAUUCAAAAUGGCUAAUUUUUAUUCCAUAGGAGUUCAUUAAUUCGGCACCUUAAGUCGACACCCUAUAUUCUAUUGUUUGAGGUGCGGGAGUUAAUUUUAUGUUGAAAGGGAAAAUGAAUCAGGCAUCUUAUCUGCAGAAGCCUUAAUGUUAAAAAGGAACUAACUUUGCGUGGUGGACAUUAUUUUAGAAUGUUAAGAACAAAUUAAUUUUUUGAUAAAUCUAUUUAUUUAUUUGUUUAUUUAUGCUCAACAAUAAAUAUGUUUAUGUAAAUCUUGUCCUUGUAAGCACUGAAGCUACAAUGUGACAGUGACUUUAUUGUAAAUGUAAUGCACCAGUGAAAAAGGUAAUUUAGCACUGCAACCAGAACGAAUUCAUCACCAUAGGUGUUAAUUCUGCGGAUUUUGCUGUGUAUGUAAAUUUAAAUUGGACCCUAAUUGCCCUUAAUAGACAAUUCAAUUAACUGUUUGAAAGAUCUUAAUGAGAACCCAGGAAGUGGAACCUGCCCCCAAGGACUAAGUUAUGGCUCUUGUACAUAACUAAAACGAGAAACUGCUGUGACAUCACGUGGAAUUUGUGCAAACCGGUAUGACUCUAAAAAAAAAAAAAAGAGGGAUCAGUGGUUUCAUCAUUAAUCCGACUAACAGACUUUGUGAAAUGGGACGCAGCCCUACGUGACCUGUUCGUUCAGAAGGCCUUACAUGCAAAAGAUAAUGAGUGCAAUAUUAAUUUUACUCUGUGUCCGGUCUGGAGCUUAUUCUAAUUGUUGAAGUGCCCACAGUCUCUCUGUUUGUCUCUUUCUGUCUGGCUGUUUCUGGCUCACACAUGUAUGAUUCACACUGCUGCUGACGUAGUGAUUGUGUUUUCCAGUCUGUCCACAACUCUCGAUGAGUCUCAAUACUGUUUUUAACACGUCCUGGUCGACAUCCUUUCUCUAGUCAGAUGUCUAAAAUACCUACAGCACACCAAUGGUGAAAAUGCUCGCAAGGUCAAAAGUGGGAGUGGCAAAUAUUUAACAUCACUGCCAAUGAAAUCUAAUAAUUAACAUUAAUUAUUUAAUUGGCAUAAAAUGCACAGGAUUGUUUUUGGCUGUAAUUGGGUUUUGCACGUUGCAAGUUCAGAAUGUCAGGCUUAAACCUGUAAUGUGGUGGGCUAAUGACCGAUUUAGUGCCAUAUGACCAAAGGCAGCUGGUAACAAAAGAGUCCCGGGAGUGUCAUACAUUGUUAUAUUAGCAUUCAAAUUUCAGCAUUCAUUUAAAGGCAGCAUAGGAUGAAACGAAUGCUAGUUACGAAUAUGGUAGUAGUUAGUAACAAAGGCGAAAUGAAACAAAACUUGUUAAUGGACAGAAAAAAUAUCAUUAUUACCUCAGAAAGAAUGUUUCUUUUUAAAUGACUCUGUUUUUUCCUCGCACAAGCCCAAAUUGCACUGAUUGGUAAAUUUUGCAGAAUGUCAUAAAGACAGGUCUAUUGUUCCAUAAUCUUCAUUGUAUAAUUUGACAUAAAGUCUUCGCUCAGUGUGAGAUAAAAUUCAGCCAAGACUUUAUUGUAAUCAUCUCAUAUUGUGUAACAAGUAAUAAUUUUUUAAGACUGCUGAAAGCACAUAUUGUAAAAACAGGCCAAAGGCAGUACAUUCAUUCAUCUUCCGUAAGCUCUUUAUUCUGGUCACGGUCAUCCUAUACAGGGACUGUCCUCCGAAAGGCUUAAAAUCCAUAGCGAAAGGUUCUUUGCAAAAUGCCAAACUUCACAUCCAAGCACAGGCCUUGUACCAAUGUCAAGGAUAAAGCAGGGGUAAGCUACUUGGCUUCAACGUUAUAUAACUUCAGUCAUUAGUCCUGUUUUGUUGUCAGGGAUUUUGCAAAUGAGGCUGAGAAAUACAUACUAAGGUUCUGAGGAGUUCAAGGAUGCAACUGGUGUGUCAUCUACUGUAAGUUUUUUCACGCCUCAUGUUUUGUGUGCAAUAUUUCAAGAAGGAAAACACUCAUGCUGUUAUAGGGUUAUAAUCAACAGUGUAAUGUGGAGUUAGUGUUACCUUGCAAAAGUUGACUACACAUCCAAAAGUGUUUUAUACCAUUCAUUCAAUAAAUGACAAGUUGUGCUUUUUAACCAUUUUGUAGUUGGUGGAACAUCCACAUGAAAAAUUUGAAAAUUGAACAGUCCUUCCUUCACUAGUCUUGUUAAGU